AUGGCGUCCAAGUUUCUGAGGGAGUACAAGUUGGUCGUCGUCGGCGGCGGUGGUGUCGGUAAAUCCUGCUUGACCAUCCAAUUGAUUCAGAGCCACUUUGUCGACGAAUAUGACCCGACGAUCGAAGAUUCCUACCGCAAGCAGUGCGUCAUCGACGAGGAGGUCGCUCUACUCGAUGUCCUCGACACGGCCGGUCAGGAGGAGUACUCCGCCAUGAGGGAGCAGUACAUGAGGACGGGAGAGGGUUUCCUUCUGGUUUACUCCAUCACUUCGCGACAGAGCUUCGAGGAGAUCACCACAUUCCAGCAGCAGAUUCUGAGAGUAAAGGACAAGGACUACUUCCCCAUGGUCGUCGUCGGCAACAAGUGCGAUCUGGAGAGCGAGAGAGAAGUCACACGACAAGAGGGAGAGGCCCUUGCCAAGUCAUUCGGCUGCAAGUUCAUCGAGACGUCGGCCAAGUCUCGCAUCAACGUCGACAAGGCUUUCUAUGAUAUUGUCCGAGAAAUCCGUCGGUACAACCGCGAGAUGCAGGGCUACUCUACCGGCAGUGGCGGCGCCUCGGGCAUCAACGGCCCCCCGAAGCCCAUGGACGUCGAGAACGGCGAGCAAGAGGCAGGCUGCUGCUCCAAGUGCGUACUAAUGUGA
This is a messenger RNA of Colletotrichum higginsianum IMI 349063, 645 nucleotides long. Its product is annotated as Ras-like protein. The transcript has 4 exons. Bases 1 to 645 code for a protein of 214 amino acids. The record is from RefSeq and is a predicted model, not a curated record. NCBI's taxonomy places the organism in Eukaryota, Fungi, Ascomycota, Sordariomycetes, Glomerellales, Glomerellaceae. Gene Ontology annotation, biological process: signal transduction. Gene Ontology annotation, molecular function: GTP binding; GTPase activity; GDP binding. Gene Ontology annotation, cellular component: plasma membrane.